AUGGAGGCUGGUGGGGGGGACGCUGCUCAGCCGGAGACGGGGAAGGAGGGUGGUCAGGCUUCGCGGGGUGUCGGGACUGCACCGAAGUCUCGCUCCUGGGCGGAGGUUGCGAAGGGAGUCCCUCGGCAGUCGGCGUGGACGAGUCACCGGAUGCCCCCUCGGGUUUUGGAAAUGCUGCGGAGUACGUCGGCCGAGGUGGUGGACGUUCCUGAGGAAGAGCUGGAGGGGAGUCGAGCGGAAUGGCAAAGCACGACCGUCAUUGUGAGGAGCUUGGGGAGGCCUGUUCCGAUUGACUGGGUGGCCAGGGAGUUCAAACGGGUAGGUCGUUUGGACUAUAACGUGGAGUGUUUCUCGUUGAUGGAUGGCUUCAUCGCCGUCCGGUUCGCCAAGGAGGAGGAUCGUGAGGCCGCUCUGAAGAACGGUCCAUGGUCGGUGGCAGGCCAACUUCUGGCAAUGGAGCGUUGGCGACCCAAUUUUGUGCCCGGCGUUGGGGGUAUUGAUCGGGUGGUCGUCUGGUUGCGUCUACCACGACUGCCCCUGGAUUAUUGGAGAAGGGAGACCAUACUUAGGAUAGCGGCCAGCGCCGGAAAUCCCUUGGCCGUGGACGGCUUCACGGAGCAGGGGGGACGGUAUGGCUUUGCUAGGGUGAAGGUGGAGCUAAAUGUUUCGAAUCCUCUCAAGCCGGGUAUCCUGGUUAGGGGGAAAUAUGGGGGUGCCGAGGAGACCUUUUGGCAGGGGUUUAUCUAUGAGAACCUCCCUGCUCCUUGCUCGAGGUGUGGGCGGAUUGGGCACUCGUCGUCGGAGUGCGGUUAUCCGUCCUCGGUGGGGUGGCGAGGCGGAACCGGCAGUGGACCGAGGGAAGGAGAAGGAAGGUAUCGGGGCGGAUCUCCCGGAGGUUGA
This is a messenger RNA of Phoenix dactylifera (date palm), 900 nucleotides long. The record is from RefSeq and is a predicted model, not a curated record. Lineage: Eukaryota; Viridiplantae; Streptophyta; Magnoliopsida; Arecales; Arecaceae.